AUGUCUUCGUCACCGCAAAGCCCAGAGAGCGUCUCCCAGCGUGCGCUAGCAGAGGAUCCUAACAAAGGACGUUGCUUGUCGGUGCAAAACAGUGCCGACCCAGACCCCAUCCUCCCUUCAAACGUCGACGAUAUCAUACCCGAGAUGUACCAUUCUGAGUAA
Molecule: messenger RNA, 162 nt
Organism: Coprinopsis cinerea okayama7#130
Lineage: Eukaryota; Fungi; Basidiomycota; Agaricomycetes; Agaricales; Psathyrellaceae
Exons: 2
Coding region: 1-162 (53 amino acids)
Source: RefSeq, a predicted model, not a curated record